Messenger RNA from Candidula unifasciata, 166 nucleotides. The record is from the annotation of a GenBank genome assembly. NCBI's taxonomy places the organism in Eukaryota, Metazoa, Mollusca, Gastropoda, Stylommatophora, Geomitridae.
GUGAAGUUCCUGGACCUGACGGCGCCCCAGUACGGAUUACCUGCCUACGACUGGGUGGUCAGUGUAGAGGUUGGGGAGCACAUCCCAGCCAAGUUUGAGGACAUCUACUUGGACAACCUGGCCAGGCAUGCCAAGGAGGGCAUCGUACUCAGCUGGGCUGUCCCUG